AUGCGGUGCUACAUUUCAAACCCUUUCCGCACGCUUGUGGGCGUGCUUGCCCUCGCGACCCUCACUGCAGCGAACCCGGUAGGGCAUGAUGUUGGCUCAUGCCAAUAUACGACUGUCACCACUACGGCCACACUCGCUCCAACGGCGUCUGCUAGCACAACUUUGUCUCUGGCGACCGCAAGUCCAGGUACACCCGUCUCUCCAAAGGUCCUUAUUAUCGCCAAUACGUUCGAGUUUGGCUAUCUUGAGGAGUACAAUUUUACAACGGCAUACACGGGCGACUUGUUUGAGGAGGUCUUUGCCUGCACCGCCGAUGGUACCGUCUGCAAGCUCGCCUGCGGACAGGAGCUAGUCGGGGCGUCGCAGAUUACUUCCCUUUUGUUGAUUCCUGGACUUGACCUCAGAAAGACGUACAUCAUUAUCACUGGUACCGGGGGGGUAAAUCCCAAAUACGGUACUGCCGGAGGAGCUGCUAUUAGCACAUUUGGAAUCCAAUGGGAAUGGGGCAACAUGUUUCUGGGAACCGACCUGCCGGCCAAUUUCUCAGGACAAUACUUCUCUUCAUAUGCGCAGGAUUCGCCGUCCAAGUACCCUUCCACCGUUGGAACGGAGGUGUAUAAACUCAACGAGGCUCUUGUUGAUCGCUUCUACAAAGUCGGUAGCAAGGCUAAAUAUGAGGAUGUUUCCGAAGCUUCACAAAAGCUCAGGGCCACUUAUGUUUAUGAGGCGGCGAAAAAGGCGCCGUUCCUAGCAAGAUGCGACACUGUUUCUUCGCAGAUAUACUGGCAUGGAAACGUGGCAGGGGAGAACGUCGAGUACUACUCUAGUGUUAUUACAAGCGGCAAGGCACGCCCUUGCAAUACCAACCAGGACGAUCAGGGAAGGCUGGUAGCGCUAUUUUUGGGCGCGGUUCAUAAGAAAAUCGACUUUGGAAGAGUGUCAAUGAUCAAGGCCUUCAGCAAUUUCGAUCGGCCUCCUCCACAAUUGACGGCUUACCAAUCUCGCUUUUAUGUCGGAGAAGGUGCGACAGAGCCUGGUCUGAGAAAUUCGUGGAAGACAAUUGUGAGGGUUGUGGACGAUGUGCUGGACAAUUGGGCGACUAUAUUCGAGGCUGGCAUCAAGCCAAAUACAUAUAUGGGCGAUUUGAAGGAGAGGCUGGGUGGAACCUCUGACUUCGGAACAACAGCCGGUGCUGCUCCUGGGUCAGUCCAGGGUGCUUAG
Messenger RNA from Penicillium egyptiacum, 1221 nucleotides. Lineage: Eukaryota; Fungi; Ascomycota; Eurotiomycetes; Eurotiales; Aspergillaceae. The record is from the annotation of a GenBank genome assembly.